This is a messenger RNA of Manis javanica (Malayan pangolin), 5671 nucleotides long. It is a transcript of the gene EYA4, whose product is annotated as EYA transcriptional coactivator and phosphatase 4. Gene Ontology annotation, cellular component: nucleus. The record is from RefSeq and is a predicted model, not a curated record. Lineage: Eukaryota; Metazoa; Chordata; Mammalia; Pholidota; Manidae. Gene Ontology annotation, biological process: cell differentiation; negative regulation of extrinsic apoptotic signaling pathway in absence of ligand; multicellular organism development. Gene Ontology annotation, molecular function: protein tyrosine phosphatase activity.
GCGCAGAACUUGGAGCCCACGUGAAGUUGUCGCUCUCCUUUCAGAGGGGGACGGAGCUUCGGCAAAAGCUGGGGAGUGAGGACUGCCGUGUCCGCGCGCGAGCUCUCUUUUCUUCUCCUCCCUGCCAGUCCUCAGCCCGAGUUUGGCUGCCCUCCUUUCCUCCUCCCCCUCGGAGCCGCUCCCCCCGCCCCGCUUCUCCCCCACUCGUGGACGCUAUUUGUUGGGGGGUGGCCGAAGGGGAUGUCCUGUUUUCGCCAGAGGCACAGCGCGGAGGGGAGACUUCGGCACUGGAAGGAGCGAGAGUAAAUACCUAAAUACAGAGGCACAGAUUCGCGGCUGGGACGGGCACUCGAACCUCCGGAUCCCGAGGCGGUCCGCGCGGCGGGAGAUAGUCCAAUUUUAAUUGAAGGAAGCUGCUUCUACUUGGGAGUGGCAGGAGAAGUGAGAAAACCACAUGGAAGACUCCCAGGAUUUAAAUGAACAAUCAGUAAAGAAAACGUGUACAGAAUCAGAUGUUUCAGAACCUCAGAAUUCCAGGUCUAUGGAAAUGCAGGACCUAGCAAGUCCUCAUUCUCUUGUUGGAGGGGGUGAUACUCCUGGCAGCUCUAAACUGGAGAAAGCUAACCUUAGCAGCACGUCAGUCACCACAAAUGGGACAGGAGGGGAAAAUAUGACUGUUUUAAACACUGCAGACUGGUUGCUGAGUUGCAACACUCCCUCUUCAGCCACAAUGUCUCUUCUUGCAGUCAAAACAGAGCCUUUGAACAGCAGUGAAACCACAGCCACGACUGGAGAUGGAGCGCUUGAAACUUUUACUGGGUCAGUAAUAACAAGUAGUGGCUACAGCCCCAGAUCAGCACAUCAAUAUUCCCCACAGCUAUAUCCUUCCAAGCCCUAUCCACACAUUCUUUCUACACCAGCAGCUCAAACAAUGUCUGCCUAUGCAGGCCAGACUCAGUAUUCGGGGAUGCAGCAGCCAGCCGUCUACACAGCCUACUCACAGACAGGACAGCCCUACAGCCUGCCCACUUACGAUUUGGGCGUGAUGUUGCCAGGCAUCAAAACAGAGAGUGGACUUUCACAGACUCAGUCCCCAUUACAGAGUGGGUGCCUCAGUUACAGCCCAGGGUUUUCUACCCCACAACCCGGCCAGACACCUUAUUCUUACCAGAUGCCAGGUUCUAGUUUUGCACCAUCAUCUACUAUUUAUGCAAAUAAUUCAGUUUCCAAUUCAACAAAUUUCAGCGGUUCACAACAGGAUUAUCCAUCCUACACAGCCUUUGGCCAAAACCAGUAUGCACAGUAUUACUCAGCAUCAACGUAUGGGGCAUAUAUGACAUCGAAUAACACGGCCGACAGCACAUCGUCCUCAACCUCCACCUAUCAGUUGCAGGAGUCUCUCCCAGGACUGACUAGCCAACCAGGUACAGAUCUUUAUCCAGGAGAGUUUGAUACUGUACAGAGCCCCUCCACACCCAUCAAAGACCUUGAUGAGAGAACAUGUAGGAGCUCGGGGUCAAAGUCCCGAGGAAGAGGCCGGAAAAACAAUCCCUCCCCACCUCCGGACAGUGACCUGGAGCGUGUAUUUGUCUGGGAUUUGGAUGAAACCAUCAUUGUUUUUCACUCACUGCUCACAGGGUCUUAUGCCCAGAAGUAUGGCAAGGAUCCCCCCAUGGCUGUAACUCUUGGACUCCGAAUGGAGGAAAUGAUUUUUAAUCUUGCUGAUACCCAUCUAUUUUUUAAUGAUUUAGAGGAGUGCGAUCAGGUUCACAUAGACGAUGUUUCCUCUGACGAUAAUGGGCAGGACUUAAGUACCUACAGUUUUGCAACUGAUGGCUUCCAUGCAGCUGCAAGUAGUGCAAACCUUUGUUUGCCAACAGGUGUAAGAGGAGGGGUUGACUGGAUGAGGAAGUUGGCUUUUCGUUACAGAAGAGUAAAAGAGUUAUACAACACCUACAAGAACAAUGUUGGAGGACUCCUUGGCCCUGCCAAGAGGGAUGCGUGGCUGCAGUUACGGGCAGAGAUCGAAGGUCUGACGGACUCCUGGCUAACAAAUGCACUGAAAUCCUUAUCAAUUAUUAGUACCAGGAGUAACUGCGUAAAUGUCUUGGUAACCACCACCCAACUGAUCCCAGCACUUGCGAAGGUUCUGCUCUAUAGUUUAGGAGGCGCUUUCCCCAUUGAGAAUAUUUACAGCGCAACUAAAAUAGGCAAGGAAAGCUGUUUUGAGCGUAUAGUGUCCAGAUUUGGCACUAACAUAACUUAUGUUGUGAUUGGAGAUGGCCGAGAUGAGGAGCAUGCCGCUAACCAGCACAACAUGCCCUUUUGGAGAAUAUCAAGCCACUCAGACCUCUUGGCUCUACAUCAAGCACUGGAAUUAGAGUAUUUGUAACUGCAUUCACUAGCUGAAGAUCCGUUUUUUUAUAUUUCAAGUACACUGAAUUUUUAUGUGUGAUUCAAUGCCUCUGGCUUUACACAUAUAAAUUGUCUUAAAGAAUGAAAUCAUAUUUGGAAUGAAAAUUCCAGAAGGAAGAAUUCAGAUUGCUGAAUGGAAUUACACUUUAGUGCUACAGAAAGGAAGCUCUAUGGUCUUAUAUUUACCACACUUUAAUGGUUUAAAAAAAUAUAUCUGUGGAGGUUGCUGGUACCCACCAAAUAAGUCCCAACUGGAAUUACUAGUCUUGGCAAAGAACUCUUUACCUGGCAAAGCACCAGCCCUCACUCCGUCUGACAAGGUGGCGGUCAACAACAUUCCUCACAGUGGGAGACCCUCUCAGCCCUGAGGUUUGAAUCUGGCUUUAACCUCCCUAGCCCAGAAAAUCUGAAUUGGAAUGCACUCAGACUGUAUAAGGACAAUUCUAUCUAGACCUGUAAUUUGUGUAAAUUAUUGAUGGAAAUAAUUUACUGUGACUAUAUUAGCAGCUGACUUUGAAAGUGGAUGCAAUUUUUCUUUCAUUUGUUGGGAAGGGGAGUGGGAGGGGAAAUGGGAAUCUAAUAAUGUCUUCUUUUUUAAGUUUGGCAAACAGAAUGUUCAUACUGAUGUGUUGUGCCUUAAAGACAAGAGGGCGUUUGUGUGUUACAACGUAACUUUGGUUAAAAUCUCUGUAGAUAAUGAAAAACAAAAAAACCUUUGUGAUCAUUCUUAAGAUGACCAAAUUUAAAAUUUAAGCUACCAAGCUUACUACUGCGUCAGCAAGAAACUGAGUAUUUGUUGCAAUAAGAAAACAGUAAGAAUAAAGGAAAGCUUGUGUUUUAUUUGGGUUCUUAAUAAUUCCAGGAAUUGUAUGAGGCAACUAUUUGUGCAUCCAACUAUAAGCAGAAGGUUUGGGAAAGACUGUGGGACCUUUACUUAGAAAGUGAAAUGUGUGUUAAAGUCUCGAAUACCCUUUCUACAGUUUUACUGGAGAAAACUAUGGGCCAUAUUCAUGACAACUUAUGCUAUUUUGAGUUUGGCAUUUCGAUAUGUGUAAGUUGCAAAGAGGAAAAUAUUUUCACAAAAAGCAUAAGCAAAUGUCACCCAAACCUUUUUACAAUAUGUCAUGAAUGUGGCUUAAAAUUCACAUUGAGUGAACAUGGCUUUAAAUAAGACUAAGUGCAUUUAAUCCCAAGGCCAUUACAAAAAUGAAAUGUCAUCAGUAGUGGAAGGUGAAUGCCCCAGGUGGCUUCUUAGGAAAGAAACAAAUAAAUGAAAAUCCUGCCUAGAAUAUCAUAAAAUAAGUUAGCAAGCGAGCCAGAUCUUGGCAGCACUACUGAAAUUACAACAAUGAAAUUGUACCUGGUUCCUGUCUUAACCCAUCAAUCCAGUUUCUCUCCAUUGGAGACCAGUGUACCUUGGUUUCUGCCCCUACUGUCACUGCACAAUGGGCUGCAUUCAUUGCAAGGAGAACCUGCCAUCGUGGUGUUUGCAUGUUUUUUUUUUCUUGGUGUGUAGCCCAUGUUAGAACAUGAUGCAGGUUCUCCUGUCAUUUUGUAUGACAUGACUACCCUCAUGGGGAUUUAAGACUUCAAGAUCUAGUAGCAUUUUCAUGGUGUCUACACCUGCAGUUCUGUGUUUAAAAUGUCAUAAGGUGGACCCUGGAGUCCGGCUGCUAGUCCAGACCCCUAACCAGAGGCUGGUCAAUGACAGUUCAUUAUCUGAGACUGCAGUGGCUCCCAUAUAGUAGGUGCUUUGCAUACUGAUCACAACAUUCACCACAGAGAUAUUUAUUUCCUAGGCUAUAAACCUGUACUUCUUUACUGAAUGCCAAGCCAGGUUUACAUUGGGAAAAAAAGAGAUUGAGAUGCAAUUUUGCAAAUUUUAAGAUUCUGAUUUCAUGACACACACCUUCUUCUUUAAAUUUUGUAGCUUUUGGCUACCUCUGCCCCAAGUACUGUUGCAGACAGAUUAGAGUUGGAAUAUUUUUAAUAAUAAUAAUAAUCACAAUAAUAAUAAUAAUAAUAAAUCUUAAUUUCUAUUGGCCUUUAGCUUGAAAAUAGCAUCUUUAAAAAGGGCUGCAUUGAUUUUGAAUACUUAAUUCUAUUUUGCACACUAAAACCUUAAAUAUGUAUUACUGUGAAUAAAACAAAAUUACCUUUACUGUAUAGUCAGUUUUCUUAAAUGAUAGAAUUGUGGCAUUACAUCUAAAUUUUUCAUUCUUUUUCCUAUCAAACAAGCAAGGCUUCUUAUGCUGCUAACCCUGAAAGUACAGAAAGGAACAGCUCUUCAAAGGGCAAAAAGGAGGGUCACGGGCCCUGUCAUCUAGUACUGUUUCCCAUACACGUCUUCUCCUCUGUGUGUUUGAAAGAGGCUGCCAGCAUAAACUCUAAAAGCCAGGUUGACAGAGGACAGCAGAUGUUGUUUGGCCCAACAGUGGUACAGGCUUGUCAUCUGGAUUUGAGUUCAAACUAGAAUUCUUCUCUUCCCACCAUAGGAACAGAAGACCCUCUUCCUUUCCGAUCUAAAAAAACUAAAACCAACCAACAAAAAAACAGCCCCUUUGGCAGGUCCUACAUUCUUUUGACAUAUAGAAUGUUGUGCCUUAUUAGAAACGAAUUUGAAAGAUGUUCCAUCACUGAAAUGGGUUCUGGCUGCCAUCUGUACAAAGUUGGUAUAUCACUAGGAAAGGUAGGCACCUUGCAUUGCACCUGAAAAUCAUCAAAAUGGGUGGCCGGGCUACAAUAUCAUAGCAUGCACGCUUACAUCACUAUUAACCAUGCAAAAAUUUGUAAAUCAAAUUGAGAGGCAAACGCGUAUUUUCAAAUCAUGCAGUUCGGCCAUAAAAAGUAGAUAACAACUCUCUCAAAAUGUUUUUCCCUAGUCUCUGCUGAGCUAAGAUUCAGAAUAGUAUCAACAGCAUGCUCCAGUAUGAAAUUUUUUCUCUCUCAAAGCACAUUUGUUUGAGACAAGCCUAUAUUCUCAGUGAGUAUGGCAUUUAGUAUUUGUUUUAAAAACAAACUUAAGCAUCAUGAGCCAAAGUUGCAUUUUGACUCCCAACUAUGGUAUCAUUAUGGAAGUCUCACAAAGUAAAGGGUUUCUAUUAUGUAUUAGUAAAGUAUAGAUUAUUGGGGCCUACAUAAUUUAAAGAAAUGUAAAUUAAUAUUAAAAGCUUGUAAAAAUAUGUACAUCUUUACUAUUUCUCAAUAAAUACCUUUGGAAAUGUUUUCAUUUUCUUCACCCUCCCCCAUUAUAGAA